AUGUCACGAUUUCUAAAUUUACGAGAAAAGCGCGACUUACAAAACUCAGCGGAAACUUUCUUAAGUGAUAAACAUUCAGUUUUGAUUAAAAGUAGAAUUCAUUCUCCAUUGAAGAAUUGGGAUGAUAAAUUAACUGAUCCACAAUCUAAAAUAUACAAACUGUUAUCAACUAGUUAUUGUGAAUUUUUACUACAAAGUUUUCGGCAUGCGAAUACAAGUCAAUUUAAACAACCAAAAUGUACGUUUAUAGAAUUCACAAAAGGUUCUAUUAUACUCAACGCAAUACUAACAUUUAACGAAGCGAAUUAUUCACUAUUAUCUUCACAAGAUCUAUCAAAUUUAUUGAUAAAAGGCAGUGAAGAAUUAAUCAAUUCCAUAAUUAGUGAUAAAAAUUUUUCUCUAGGAUUUAAUUUUAAUGGAGAUUUUUCACUCAGAUUGACUGAAAUAAAGGAAGAAAGUACUGUAUUACUUCCAACAUCACAACCGCUAUCAUCAUCAUCAUCACCACUUUCGAUCACGACGAUGACGACAACAAUAACGAUGGCUGACGCAAAUGAAAUGUACUCAUACAUGAGGAGUUCUAUGGAUGAAAUUCAAUCAAGUGUGAAUUUUAGCAGUGAUUUUAUGGAUACAGAACAAUCAUUGGCAUCAACAAUAUCUUAUGGUGAAACCAUAGAUACAACAACAUAUAGUGUAGCCUUGAAUUUUACAAUUCAAGGAACUAAUAGUUCACUAACAUGGGAUGAUGAUCUACUGAACACCACUUCAACCACUUAUCAAGAACUAUCUCGAAAUGUUUGUGAACUACUUUUAGCAGCUAUGAGAUCAAUUUUAUCAUCUCUAUGGAUUGUUGAAUGUGGUACCAUAAAAUUCAGAAAAGGGUCCAUUAACGUUGAUGCUGAGCUUAUUUUAAUGGUGAAUUCAUCAUCAUUUGUUACAACACUUGAACCUACAUCAAAUGUGUUAAAUGAUACUAAUAUAAUCAAAGGAAUAAAUGAGUAUGUUUCAACUGUUGAUCAAAAUAAUACAUUUGGAAUUUACAUUGAUCCAAAUUCAAGUAUCUCAUUAUCAUUGAUAACGAUAAGUAUGGAAUCAACAAUACCGUAUGACGAUCAGGUUAUAUCUGAUGUCAUAUCAUCUGAAACAUCUUCGUCUUCAGAUUUCCCAGUUAGUGUGUAUUCAACAAGUACAGCAGUCUCAUCAAUGCUGACUAGAUUGAACAAGUCUUUGGAGUGGAAUGACAGUUUAUUGGAUCCUAGUUCCGAUUUAUAUCGAAAUUAUUCAGCUGAAAUUUGUAAUUUGGUAAGUUUGUUACCGAGUUCUCAAUUGGAUUUACAUAAAAAUGAGGAAAACUGA
Molecule: messenger RNA, 1356 nt
Organism: Schistosoma mattheei
Lineage: Eukaryota; Metazoa; Platyhelminthes; Trematoda; Strigeidida; Schistosomatidae
Source: the annotation of a GenBank genome assembly